Molecule: messenger RNA, 1400 nt
Organism: Myxocyprinus asiaticus (Chinese sucker)
Lineage: Eukaryota; Metazoa; Chordata; Actinopteri; Cypriniformes; Catostomidae
Product: V-type proton ATPase subunit E 1-like
Exons: 9
Coding region: 201-881 (226 amino acids)
Biological process (GO): proton transmembrane transport
Cellular component (GO): proton-transporting two-sector ATPase complex, catalytic domain
Molecular function (GO): proton-transporting ATPase activity, rotational mechanism
Source: RefSeq, a predicted model, not a curated record
GUCUAUGUCAUCUUUGACUGAGAAUCAGCUGAUCCUUCCAGUCUAUUUUCUAGGCUCUGGGUCUGUCACGAUCGACCUAUUUCAUGUCAUUAUUUGUGUGUUUUUAAAUCUUUAGGCUUUUCACAAUUAUUAUAAAGACCCGUUUGACACACAGAGCUCUCCACGUCGUCGCGGUCGACCUUCAUCUCUCAGUUGCAGUCAUGGCGCUCAGCGAUGCCGACGUCCAGAAACAGAUCAAGCACAUGAUGGCUUUUAUUGAGCAGGAGGCCAAUGAAAAAGCAGAGGAGAUUGAUGCAAAGGCAGAAGAGGAGUUCAACAUUGAGAAAGGUCGGCUGGUUCAGACCCAGCGUUUGAAAAUAAUGGAGUAUUAUGAGAAGAAGGAAAAGCAGAUCGAACAGCAGAAGAAAAUCCAAAUGUCCAAUCUAAUGAACCAAGCUAGACUGAAGGUCCUGAAGGCCCGCGAUGACAUGAUUUCGGGUCUGCUAAAUGAUGCACGUCAACGGCUAGCAAAUGUAGCCAGAGAUCCAUCCAGAUACGCUGCUCUGAUGGAUGGGCUUAUCCUGCAGGGUUUUUACCAGCUCCUGGAGCCAAAAGUGAACAUCCGUUGCCGCAAACAGGACAUUGGUAUUGUACAGGCUGCUGUGCAGAAAAACAUCCCGAUCUACAAAGCAUCAGUGAAGGAUAAUCUUGAAGUGCGCAUUGACCAAGACAACUUCCUCUCUCCAGAAAUCUCUGGAGGUAUUGAGAUGUAUAAUGCCAAUGGAAAGAUUAAGGUGUCCAACACUCUGGAGAGCAGACUGGACCUCAUGGCGCAACAGAUGAUGCCUGAAAUCCGAGUUGCCCUAUUCGGGGCAAACCAGAACCGCAGGUUCAUGGACUGAUCUUCGCUCAUAUAGAGGACCUUUUAGAACUCUGGCGGAAUGCCAUUGUUUGAUGUUCUACUUUUUUAUUUUUAUUCUGAUGUUAAAAAUUCCAUUCCGUGUCUGUAUUUAAGAAAAUAUUAUGUGUAUGUGGUGAUUCAUUAUUGCUGUAAAAAAGGACCAAGAUAGUGUUUUGUUUGGCUGCUGGAACUCAAGUCCUUUACAUCUCAUGUAUUGAUAUUGACUGCAGUUGUAAUAAAACACGGUUAUGUUUACAGAAAAGCUCGAAUGAGUCUUAAACUGAUGGAGAAAUUCCAUGAGCUCUUCUUAGUUUUGGUUUACCAACUCUAAAACCCAUUUGGUGGAUGGGCGAGGAAAAGGCAGCCCCAUUCUGAACAUCCUUGGUGAUAAAGAUUUGACCAUUUAGAGCUUUUUUGGUUGUCCUUUCCUGUGCAGAGCAUGACCUGUAUAUCAGAACCAAUGUAUCUGUUAACACUGCAAAGAUUAAAUUGAUCUGAAAAUAAUAUAUAAUGAAAACAG